AUGACAGCCCGCUCCUUUUCACUCCUUCUUCUGGCUACACUUGCGCAUGGACAACUCGUACCUACUGCUUUCUCCAGCAAUACUGGUGCCUGCGACUCGCCAUUCGUCACAGAUUGCCUUGCGCUGCGCGCGCGAUUACAAGGCUCUGACAAUUCCACCUUCCAAAUUCUUCACGACACUUGGACACCCAUCAAUUCUUACGCCGACUGUGCGUUGUCAGUCCUCUGGCCCCAGAACGUCGGAGAAGGCUGGCUAUCUCCCACUUACAGCAUAGCCGCCGACGCGCUUGAUGUUAUGAUGGAUUUCGGAUUGGAUGAUAACACCAUCUCGGGGGUACUUGCCCGAACUGAUAUGGAUUCAGACCAACAGCCAAUUUACUGGGCCUUGACUGGUGCCUACACGGACAAUGACUCGUGGCAAGCGAGCUUUGAAGAAUGCCUCAGCGGUGCUCAGAGCUCUUUCACUGAAGCACCAGGUGCUGUGGUCGAUACCUCUAUUACCCCAGAUCCAGCUUCACUGGAUGAGUUUGAAGCUGCUUUAAACCAGAACCAGCGUCGGUCCGGUUCUGUCAAAUCGACAAGAGACAAGAAAGAGGCCCUUGCCCGCAGAGCCAUCACAACACAGCCAACGUGUAAUCAAGUCUACGUCAAUUUUGGAACAGACAACCACUACAGAUGCAUUUGCAACAAUCGCCAGUAUGACCUCUUCUGUGAUUACAGAUCUUCAGCAUCUGAACCUAAUUGGACCGAAAAUCUUCGCCAGGCAGCUAUUCUAGAUCUUUCCACUUCUGUGAGCUCCAUGUGGACUUCCAACACUAUCCAACCCGGUGCAUCCUACAGCUCCAACCCGCUCGGUGCAGUGCUGUAUACGGGUACUUCCGGUUCGACAGAUCGCGUCCACGUCCCAGAUCCGGAUGGAAAUGAAUGCUGUUCGUACUUGUUGUAUGCAUAUUGCGCUUCUUCUCAUGGUCCAACAGGUCGUAGUGACUUUGUGAGCGGAUAUGGAAUGUGCCAGCCUUCCUAUACCCAUGAGUAUACAUACAGCGUCAACGAAGCUUUCAACGAGUACCCCGGUGGAGGACCCGGGCCAAGCAAUCCAAAGAGCAGUCCCAGGGUCGGAAGACUUCCGGGUGAGCUUUGAGAAUCUGUCCGAGCGCUUCUUGCCUCUGCCCACACAAUAUAAGUCGACCGGAC
This is a messenger RNA of Hyaloscypha bicolor E, 1193 nucleotides long. RefSeq lists its product as uncharacterized. The record is from RefSeq and is a predicted model, not a curated record. The coding region runs from base 1 to 1140 and encodes 379 amino acids. The transcript has 2 exons. NCBI's taxonomy places the organism in Eukaryota, Fungi, Ascomycota, Leotiomycetes, Helotiales, Hyaloscyphaceae.